This is a messenger RNA of Miscanthus lutarioriparius, 1077 nucleotides long. The record is from the annotation of a GenBank genome assembly. NCBI's taxonomy places the organism in Eukaryota, Viridiplantae, Streptophyta, Magnoliopsida, Poales, Poaceae.
AUGGCGGAAGCUUCCAGGACCUCGGAGGCCCGCCGGGACGCUGUGUUCGGGCGGUGGGUCGUCUUCUCGCCGGCGCGCUCGCGCCGCCCCACCGACCUCAAGUCCCACUCCCCCACCAACCCUAGCCCCGGCCCCAGCCCAGGGGCCGACUCGCCGGCGCCGCCCAAGCCGUCCUGCCCCUUCUGCGCCGGCCGCGAGUCCGAGUGCGCGCCCCAGAUCUUCCGCGUGCCGCCCGACGGCACCCUGCCGUGGCGGAUCCGCGUCAUCCAGAACCUCUACCCCGCACUGCGCCGUGACGUGGAGCCGCCGCCCCCGCCGCCUGUGCUGCCGGAGGGGGAGGCUCCCCCGGACGAGCCCGGGGAGCGCGCCGUCCCCGGGUUCGGCUUCCACGACGUGGUCAUCGAGACGCCACGCCACGACGUGCGCCUCUGGGAUCUGGACGCCGAGGGCGUCCGCGACGUGCUGCUCGCCUACGCGGAGCGCGUGCGGCAGCUCGGGGAGCACCCCGCGGUGAAGUAUGUUCAGGUGUUUAAGAACCAUGGGGCAUCUGCUGGAGCUUCAAUGGCACAUUCACACAGCCAAAUGUUGGGAACUCCCUUUGUCCCUCCCUCUGUUACAACUCGGCUUAACUGCAUGAAGGAGAUUUUUGACAGAUCAGGGAACUGCAGCCUUUGUGAGAUUAGGUCCAAAGAUAUCCUGAUCAGUGAAACACCUAAUUUUUCUGCCAUUGUUCCUUUUGCAGCAUCAUAUCCAUUUGAGAUAUGGAUUAUUCCUCGACAACAUAUUUCCUAUUUUCAUGAAAUCGAUCAAGAUAAGGCACUGGAUCUUGGGUCUCUGUUAAAGACUAUGCUGCAAAAGUUGUCUAAGCAGCUCAAUGACCCGCCAUUCAAUUUUAUGAUCCACAGCGCACCAUUUGGGCUUUCAUCAUCCUGCCUGCCUUAUACACACUGGUUCCUCCAGAUUGUGCCCCAGUUAAGUGUAAUAGGCGGAUUUGAGCUUGGAAGUGGGUGCUACAUCAAUCCAGUUUUCCCUGAAGAUGCUGCAAAGAUUCUUAGGGAACUUGACUGCUCAGUCUAG